CAAUUAUUAUGUAAGACUGCUUUAAGGUUGUUGUGGUUUGCGUUCACUCGUUCAGCUCUGUACUGUCUAGUCUCUACACAGUACUAGUGGUAGUAGACUAUCACCAGUCCAGUCCAGUCACCCACCCAGCGACUGGUUCGGCCCCGAGAAUAUAACGUGAAGUGGCCGAGAACGGGCUUGAUUUCUCAAACCCUGGCCGGACAUGGCCCCCAUAUUGGUUGUCUCGAGUCUCAAUGUGGAUGCAUGAUCAUGACUCGUCCCCCCUCCCCGUAUACCGGCGUGGCCGAACUCACCUGACGCCCCAAAUUCAGCCUGAACCGUGGGCCCUGGUCUAUAUUCAGGUCGCUACUAUAGCCUCAAAGUGUUCGUCGACGAACCUAUCAAUCGUGAUAAGUGCGAACAGAUCAGAAACCAACGACAACUGUGAUGGAGCAGAUCAUGCUCCACUGGGGUCUCCUGCCUGAUUGGGUGCCACCAAGGGGGUGGAUCAGAGUUGGAGGGUUGAGAGGGGAAGGGGGAAAAUAGCAUUCUUGCCAUUCUCAGUGCCAGCUUCAUGCCUCUCUCGCCCCAGAGCUUUAUUUUUAAUCUUCCUUUUUUUUUUUUUU
Aspergillus sclerotioniger CBS 115572 is the source of this 605-nucleotide messenger RNA. RefSeq lists its product as uncharacterized. The transcript has 2 exons. Bases 234 to 464 code for a protein of 76 amino acids. NCBI's taxonomy places the organism in Eukaryota, Fungi, Ascomycota, Eurotiomycetes, Eurotiales, Aspergillaceae. The record is from RefSeq and is a predicted model, not a curated record.